AUGAUAGCGAAACAGUUAGAUGACUUCGUUUCAAAAGGAAUACUUAUUCCAGUAGACAAUUCGGAUUGGGCUACACCUCUUGUGCCAUUAUUGAAACCUUCUGGCGAUAUUCGCAUUUGUGGUGAUUACAAAGUCACAAUUAAUCGAUUUUUAAUCGAUUUCAAAUAUCCAUUGCCACGGAUUGAUCAAAUUUUUGCUUCAAUGCAAGGAGGUAUUUUGUUUACUAAACUUGACAUGUCGAAUGCAUACAAUCAGUUAGUUUUAGACGAUGAAGCACAAAAAUUGUGUACAUGGAGUACACACAAAGGCAUUUUCAAAAUGGCACGUUUACCGUUUGGCGUCAAAAUUGCCGCCGCACUUUUUCAAAAGACCAUGGAAAAUCUCCUUAGUUGCUUCUCAAAUGUAUUCUGUUAUCAAGAUGACAUUGUCGUCACUGGGCCAACUCUAGCAGAUCAUUUGAAAACGCUAAAACAAGUUUUGAUUAAACUUCAGACAGCCGAUCUCAGACUAAACGUCAACAAAUGUGAAUUUUUCAAGGAAAAAAUUUCUUAUUUAGGAUUUGACAUUGACAAAAAUGGUUUAAGUCGGAACAAAGAACGAAUCAAGUCCGUUCUCAAAUCAACACGACCAAGGGAUGUCUCUGAAUUAAGAGCAUUUAUUGGCAUGUACAUUAAAGGUUCUUUGAAUACGGCUGAUAGUUUAUCACGUAUUGCACAAGUUUCUACAGCGGAAGAAACCAAGGAGAGUUCAUACAUAAAUUAUCUUCAAGGCAGUGAAUAUACAUCAUUUCGAAACAAAGCAACUGAAUUAUCUGUUGAAUCAGGUUGCAUUCUUUGGGGCUAUCGCACCGUCAUUCCAAAUGCUCUGCGUAAGAUCAUUUUGCAAGACCUUCACGCAUCGCACAUGGGAAUUGUAAAAACGAAAGCGUUAGCUCGUUCAUAUGUUUAUUGGCCGCAUAUUGACAAAGAAAUUGAAAAUUUGAUAAAAGGUUGUAUUUAUUGUCAAAAGACUCAAGCAAGUCCUGAGAAAAGUACUCUCAUGCCGUGGACACCCACUGAUUCAGCUUGGAAACGUGUUCACAUUGACUUUGCAGGUCCCGUUCGAGGCUAUUAUUUGUUUCUUGCAAUCGAUUCAUAUUCCAACAUCUUGGUUCAAGACAAUGGAAGACAAUUUACUUCUGCUGAAUUUAAACAUUUUUUGGAAAUGAAUGGCAUCGUAUACAUAUACACCGCACCUGGACAUCCAUCGACAAACGGUCAAGCCGAGAAUUUUGUCAAAACAUUGAAAAAGUCAUUAAUUGCAACGAUUGAGGAGAGCAAAAUAGGUGACUUCGACACCAUUCUCGAUAGAUUUUUGUUUGACUAUCGAAUUACAAAACAUUGCACAACUAACGAAACUCCUGCGAAACUCCUUCUCGGAAAAGAAUUAAAAUCGCGUUUUAGUUUGCUAAAACCGCCUGUAGUUACAGAUGUUAUCAAAGAAAAGCAACAAACCGCAAUUAAAAAUUAUAAAGGAAAUCGUAACGUAAAUUUUUCGGUAGGACAAAAAGUCUAUGUAAGAGAUUAUCGAAACCCAAACAAAGCAAGUUGGUCACAAGCUACCAUUAAAAAUAAAAUAGGACCACGUAAUUACACCUGUUUGUUACUCCGUGAAAAACGUGACAUUAAACGUCAUGUAGAUCAGAUCAGAGAUGGUGAAACUGAUGAUAUGGGGGGAGAUGAGUUGCCUCUGGAACUAAAUGAUUCGCAAGGUUCUGAGCAGGCACAUGAUGCAGCAACAAAUGAAAUUGAUUUGCCGUCUGACACAGCCGGUGACUCAAGUGACCUUGCCUUUGUGAGUUCUCAUUCACAAGAAGAAAAUGAAUUGGAAGAAUCCAUUCCCGACGUCAUCGAACGACCAGCAACCCGUCGUGUUGCCGCACAAGCGAAACAAAACAUCAAAGACUUUUACACGUCAAACCGUCGUCGCUAA
Molecule: messenger RNA, 1971 nt
Organism: Sitodiplosis mosellana (orange wheat blossom midge)
Lineage: Eukaryota; Metazoa; Arthropoda; Insecta; Diptera; Cecidomyiidae
Exons: 4
Coding region: 1-1971 (656 amino acids)
Biological process (GO): DNA integration
Molecular function (GO): nucleic acid binding
Source: RefSeq, a predicted model, not a curated record